AUGGUUUUCCGCGGAGUGCGGGUGAGACGUGCGCUGUUUCUCACGAGACUCGUGUCCGAACCUUCGAGACUCAUCCGCGCGGAAGUGAUGGAGCCCGGUGUCGUGGAAGAUCCGUCGCCAUGCAUUAAAUUUAUUCCGGAGUCCGGGCAGGGCCUGAGGUGGUACGGAGAAGAAGCUCCAUUGUGUUUCGUGGACAACGAGCGCCGAUUGUCGACGGAGUUGCGUCGUCAUUCGUGGCAGGUACUUCCGCUCGUGGCGUCCCGUAGCCGCCCUUUUUCUCGUGCUCCAACCGUCUGUCGUGUGUUGAGCACGUUCGGAGAGUCCACGAUGGCAUUGUAUGCCGCGAAGAAACCCUUGGACGGAGAAAAUUUUCGCACAAAAGAGAUCAAGAUGCGUUCAAAAAACUGUUCUGACACGCAAUUUGCUUGCAGCAAUGGACGGUGUAUACCCAUGAAAUGGGUAUGCGAUCACCAAGAAGACUGUCCCGAAGCUGAAGACGAGAAAGCCAAUUGUCAGUCAAUUGGGCUCAUGAUGCGGGGCUUGUCAAGUUACUCAGGAGUCUCUGCGUGCGAGUGUUGCAAGGGUCGACUAAAAUCGGAUAAGUCGCUCGGGGUUUCCCCGGGAACAUUGUUUAUGGCCUUGUGA
Molecule: messenger RNA, 645 nt
Organism: Notodromas monacha
Lineage: Eukaryota; Metazoa; Arthropoda; Ostracoda; Podocopida; Cyprididae
Source: the annotation of a GenBank genome assembly